AUGUAUGAUUGGAGGAAUCUCAGGAUCCAGGACUUUAAGUCCGUGGAUGAAUAUAAUUCAGACAUGUUUAAGAUAGUCUCUAUCUUCAAACUGUGUGGAGAAGAGAUAAGUGAGAAGGAUAUGCUUGAGAAAACCUUCUCCACCUUCCACACAAGUAACGUAUUGUUACAACAACAAUAUCGUGAAAGAGGCUUUGAAACAUAUGCAAGUCUGAUCUCAUGUUUAUUGCUCGCCGAGCAUAAAAAUGAAUUAUUAAUGAGAGAUAGCGAGAUGAGACCUCCGGGAUCAGCUCCACUCCCUGAAGCCAAUGUUGUUGCAUCGGAUAAGAAAGAAACCAAAGAGAUUAACCACGUCCAAAGAGACAAUAAUACAUCCGGCCGUGGACGUGCUAAAUGGCAAGGACGUGGCCGUAGUCACUCCUCCGGUCAUGGGCAAGGUCUAGGCCGCAUGUAUCACGGUGGUAAAGGCCGUGGCCGUGGUACAUCUUUUAAGCCGCAAAACCCGACAGGAAAAUCAAUUUGCCAUAGAUGUGGGAUGGGGAACCAUUGGGCUAAGAAUUUUCGGACUCCCAAACAUUUUAUUGACCUUUAUCAAGAGAGUUUCAAAAGGAAGAAACCAGAAGCUCAUUAG
Molecule: messenger RNA, 630 nt
Organism: Capsella rubella
Lineage: Eukaryota; Viridiplantae; Streptophyta; Magnoliopsida; Brassicales; Brassicaceae
Exons: 1
Coding region: 1-630 (209 amino acids)
Source: RefSeq, a predicted model, not a curated record